AUGAGAGACCUUAUAGUUUUAGGGGGCAGUUCGCUUCCGACUCUAACAAGACUGAUUUGCAGAAACUUGACCCUCGAAAAGAGUAGAGUCGAACAGAAGAAGUUCUCAAAUGGUGAGAUUUCCAUCGAAAUCAAGGACUCGGUUAGAGGAAAAGACGUCUUCAUUAUCCAAAGUGGAUGCGGCCAUGUCAACGAUAACUUCUUGGAGCUUCUUAUCAUGAUCUCUGCAUGCAAAACUUCCAGUGCCAAAAGAGUGACGGCUGUUUUGCCAUUCUUUCCCUACUCAAGACAGCCAGAGAACCCCAAGGUUGCAAUGGAACACAGAGAAAGUGUGGCUGCUCAAGGCUACCUCGCUUCUCUCAGUGCUAAAUCUAAAACCCUUGCCACCAAUGACGCCGGUAUUGACUUCUUAGGUGAAGUUGAUGAGAACGGAAGGGACAACAGUGGGUACAAGCAAUGGGUCAGUCAAAACGGUACAGUCAUCGCUAAACUUUUGAUGACUGCUGGCGCUGAUCGUUGCAUCACAAUGGAUUUGCACGAUCCGCAAUUCCAGGGCUUCUUCGACAUCCUGGUUGAUAAUUUGUAUCUGACCCCUCUAUUCAAACGAUACAUCAUCGAUUACGUGCCUGAGUACAAGGACUGUGUGAUAGUUUCUCCUGAUUCUGGUGGAGCUAAAAGAGCCACUUCCAUUGCAGACUCGCUUGGCUGCUCUUUCGCAUUGAUUCACAAGGAGCGUAAAAUCAAGGUUGAACCUGCUGGACUAGGGUCUCCUGUUCUUCGGGCCUCUGAGUCAGUUAUGUCAACAAACGCAACAACGAUCAAUUCUUCAAUGCUUGUGGGUGACGUGAAGGAUCGUGUAUGUGUCUUGAUUGACGACCUUGCUGACACCUGUACUACCAUCACGAGGGCUGCUCUGGUUUUGAAGGAAGCCGGCGCAUCUUACGUCCUUUGUUUGGUAACUCACGGUAUUUUUAGCGGUGAUGCUCUAGAAAAGGUCCUUAUCUCUGACAUCGAUAAAUUUGUCACCACAAAUAGUAUACCUCAAGCUGAGCAUUCGAGAUUUUUGGGAGAGAAGAGAUUUGAGGUGUUGGAUGUCUCCAGAAUCUUCGCUGAAGCAAUUAGAAGAAUCAACAACGGUGAGUCUGUGUCUAUGUUAUUCGACCACGGUUGGUGA
Molecule: messenger RNA, 1173 nt
Organism: Australozyma saopauloensis
Lineage: Eukaryota; Fungi; Ascomycota; Pichiomycetes; Serinales; Metschnikowiaceae
Gene: PRS5
Product: ribose phosphate diphosphokinase subunit
Exons: 1
Coding region: 1-1173 (390 amino acids)
Biological process (GO): purine nucleotide biosynthetic process; 5-phosphoribose 1-diphosphate biosynthetic process
Cellular component (GO): cytoplasm; ribose phosphate diphosphokinase complex
Molecular function (GO): magnesium ion binding; ribose phosphate diphosphokinase activity
Source: RefSeq, a predicted model, not a curated record